UUCAAAAUGGUGGAAGGAUCACAAGAACAAUCGAACAGAGAAAAGCAUAUUUUUACAUUCAAAGACUUUGAGCCAGUACCUGAUGCUGUCUUUGACUAUCCUGGCUCUAUUCGUGAUGGAAAGGUUCCUUUGGUCAUCGACAAUGGAGGCUACCAAUGCCGUGCUGGAUGGGCAACAGACAGUAAGCCAAAGCUUGUGUUCAGAAAUCUAGUAGCCAAGUCAAGAGGAAGAAAGGGAGAASCAGACUCUGGAGGUAUUGCUCUUGGUAAUGAUAUUGGUAACCUGGAAAUGCUCCGCUGGUCUGUCAAGACACAGUUUGAUAGGGAUGUUGUAACACAUUAUGAAUGCCAGCCACAAGUUCCUCAAAACAACUCGAGCAAGAAUGAGGAAAAAGAUAAACUACGUCGACAGAAGCAGGGAAAACGUUUACAGGAGAUUAACGCAAGGAGACGCGAAGAAAAGAUCGCUAGAGAAGAAGCAAGACUCAAAGAAUUAAACGAUAUAAAAGAUUUGGAAGGCAAAGACGAAGAUGCGUUCAAGGCUGCUUUAAAAGGAGGUGGUUUUCAGACAAGUCAGUCUCUACAGAAUGCCAUCAAAAACCUAAUCACAUCCAUGCAGAAAAGAAAAGAAAAACUUGCAGCGAUGCAAGCAGCAGCAGAAUUGGAUGAAGCGGGCCAGGCAUCCGGUAGUGGUGUUUUCAUUGGUGUAGACAGCACAUCCUCUGAGCAGCCACAGAGUCAAGACACCAAGAAGAGACAACGAAGCCCCAGGGGAGACACCAAGGGAGAAUCAAGCGCCGAAAAAAGACUAAAGGAGGAGAAAAAACAAGAAAUGCAAAAAGCGCAAGAUAGUGGCCAGCAAGAAGAGGCUUUCAAAUCUUGGCUGGCAGGACUGAAAAAAAGAAGAGAGGAAAUUUACGAAGCACGGCAACAGCGAAGACAAAGACGAGAAGAACUGGCAACACGACGAAGCCAAGCUUCCAUGGAGAGGAUGAGGAUACUGUCACGACUUGCUUAUGAUCCCAAUGUGCGUGAUGACGGGACAACUCGACAAUCUCACAAGAAGAACAAAGAAGACACGUUUGGACAAAACGACGACGACUGGAUGGUGUACAGGGCAAUUAAUAAAGAUGCCGGUGAUUCAGACAGCGAAAAAGAACAAGAAGAAUUAAACGAAUUAGAGAAUCUCCUGAAAAAACAUGACCAAGAAUUCGCAAGAUCCGAGGAGUCCAAAGGAGCACCACUGGACUGGGGCGAGUACCAUCAGCUUCAUCUUGGAGUAGAGCGAAUAAGAGUUCCAGAGAUACUCUUUGAGCCAUCCAUGUUAGGAAUCGAACAGGCUGGAAUAACAGACACAAUGGAUUUUAUAUUGAACCACUAUUCACCACGGAUACAGAAUUCUCUAGUGCAGAAUAUCUUUCUAACUGGAGGAAACACCAUCUUCCCUAACUUCCAGCAGCGUCUAGAAAAGGAACUUCUAGCAAUAAGACCAUUCAAGUCUUCAUUCAAGAUCCACAAGGCAGCCAAUCCCAGGCUUGAUGCUUGGUGUGGGGCAAGAAAGUGGGCGAGUAACUCGACUAACCUUACUUUAGGGAGUAUUACUAGAAAGAACUAUGAAGAGAUGGGGCAUGAUUAUCUCAAGGAACAUUUUGCUUCUAAUUUGUAUGUCCCUACACCUGUGAAUAUUCAGUAGUUUGAUGGAUAAAGGAGAGGCAUUUGUGAGUACUUUGGCCCCCCAGAAAAAAGAUUCCCUGCUCAUUUUUUGUCAGACAAGAUUUAAUUAUGUCUAACGACGUUAAAGAGAAAGAAGGAAGGAAGGAAGGAAGAAAGGAAGAAAGGAA
This is a messenger RNA of Actinia tenebrosa (Australian red waratah sea anemone), 1840 nucleotides long. Its product is annotated as actin-related protein 5. The record is from RefSeq and is a predicted model, not a curated record. Lineage: Eukaryota; Metazoa; Cnidaria; Anthozoa; Actiniaria; Actiniidae.